Molecule: messenger RNA, 552 nt
Organism: Saprolegnia diclina VS20
Lineage: Eukaryota; Oomycota; Saprolegniomycetes; Saprolegniales; Saprolegniaceae
Exons: 2
Coding region: 1-552 (183 amino acids)
Biological process (GO): peptidyl-lysine trimethylation; regulation of mitochondrial ATP synthesis coupled proton transport; positive regulation of proton-transporting ATP synthase activity, rotational mechanism
Cellular component (GO): mitochondrion
Molecular function (GO): protein binding; protein-lysine N-methyltransferase activity
Source: RefSeq, a predicted model, not a curated record
AUGUCGAUGGACGGCCUCGCACGCUUCCAAGCGCUGUUUCGGGGCCAGCGAGCGCGCAAACUCCACGUCACGCGCGUGCAGAAGGAUCUCCCGUGGUCGCCGUAUCUGCCAUGCAAGCCCGACGCCGCGGCCACCAUGUUGGCGCUGGCCAAAGCCGGCCCGACCGACACGCUCCUCGACAUUGGCAGCGGCGACGGCCGCAUCGUCUUUGCCGCUGUCGCGCCGCCGUUUGGCGUUGCAAAAGCGAUUGGCGUCGACAUCGAUGACGCGCUGAUCCGGCACGCGCAAAAGGACCCGCGCUGCACGCCGGCGACGCUCUUCCUCUGGAGCGACUGGGUCGACGUCGAUUUGAGCAGCGUGAGCGUCAUCACGCUCUUCUUCCUGCCGCACAAGAGUAUUGCGUCGCUCCUGCGCGCAAAGUGCAAGCCCGGCACGCGCGUCGUCACGUACGUCUUUCCGAUCGCCGACUGGACGCCAGUGGCCACGGCGACCACGGUCGCGUUCCUCUCGGCGACGGGCACGUCGCCCGUGUACCUGUACCUAGUGCCCUAA